This is a messenger RNA of Pseudogymnoascus destructans, 666 nucleotides long. RefSeq lists its product as uncharacterized. NCBI's taxonomy places the organism in Eukaryota, Fungi, Ascomycota, Leotiomycetes, Thelebolales, Thelebolaceae. The record is from RefSeq and is a predicted model, not a curated record. The transcript is spliced from 2 exons. Bases 1 to 666 code for a protein of 221 amino acids.
AUGGGUUCCGACAUCAAGCAAGCGUCCUUCUCGCCAGAGUACCAUGAAUCCUCCCAGUUCGACCAUAACGAGAGGCACCCCGGCCCCUCGCGCGCCCUCGAAGCCGGCCGCAUGGGCCUCAGCGUCCUCGCCCUCAUGUUGGCCAUCGGAAUUCUAGCCACCUCAGCACACAACCUCAAGAUCUACAACGACACCCACGUCUCCAACGAGUUCCUGCUGCCACUAUGGCCGUUCGAGUUUAACCUCGGCCCUAGCAUCGCCCUCGUUGCCUGCGGAUCAAUCAUGAUCGUUGCGGCCACUGGGUCCCUCCUCGCCCGCAAGAUCCCAUCUUUCCGCUGCAACACCUCCCUCCACACCCUCCUCACCCUUCUCUCCGCCUUCGCCGGCCUCGUCUCGGCCAUCGUCGCAACCACCUUCUUCUACGGCAUCAACGCCUCCGACGUCACGGCAACAAUCCAGAGCUGGUCCUGCCACUGGUCUGACGUCGCCAUGACCUCCGAGCCGGACUUCCACCGCAUCUGCAAACAGGCUGAGGCGGGCCUGUACUUGACUAUCAUGAUGAUCCCGCUGUUCGCGCUGAUUGGAGUGGCGGGCACCAUGGCGGUUGUGCAGGAUAAGAAGGUUAACUUGAUGGCGGCGAGAAAGGGGAGUCCCGCUCUGUCUUGA